Coccomyxa subellipsoidea C-169 is the source of this 258-nucleotide messenger RNA. RefSeq lists its product as hypothetical. Bases 1 to 258 code for a protein of 85 amino acids. The transcript is spliced from 2 exons. The record is from RefSeq and is a predicted model, not a curated record. Lineage: Eukaryota; Viridiplantae; Chlorophyta; Trebouxiophyceae; Coccomyxaceae.
AUGGCGGAGCCUCCGCAGCCGGGCGCGGCGCGGGUGUUUCUGCGCGACACGAGCCUCCGCUUUGAGGCUGAGGGCGUGGAUGUGCUUCGCUACAGUCAUGCUGCACGCCUGCUGCUGGUGAUUCGCCGCGGCAGUAUUACCGCCUACAGCAUCGACCGGCCCAGCCAGGCACCACAGGGGCCGCGCAAUGCCGCUGUGGUCGUCACGUAUGACAGGCCGAUUAGCAUCGAGCACAAGUAUGAUAUUGUGCUGUACUGA